Marmota flaviventris (yellow-bellied marmot) is the source of this 2120-nucleotide messenger RNA. RefSeq names its product zinc finger protein 140 (gene Znf140). NCBI's taxonomy places the organism in Eukaryota, Metazoa, Chordata, Mammalia, Rodentia, Sciuridae. The record is from RefSeq and is a predicted model, not a curated record. Gene Ontology annotation, molecular function: DNA-binding transcription activator activity, RNA polymerase II-specific; RNA polymerase II cis-regulatory region sequence-specific DNA binding. Gene Ontology annotation, cellular component: nucleus. Gene Ontology annotation, biological process: regulation of transcription by RNA polymerase II.
CCCCCCCCCCCCCCCCCCACGUCCGCUUCGCGCUGCACCGCUCUUUCCCGGAGCCUCCUGAACCAUGUCUGUGGAAUCGGUGACAUUCAGAGAUGUGGCUGUAGACUUCUCCCAGGAGGAGUGGAACUGGCUUCAGCCUACUCAGAGAGAUUUGUAUAGAUGUGUAAUGUUGGAGAACUACAGCCAUCUGGCUUCACUGGCAGGUCUUUCCAUUUCUAAGCCAGAUGUGGUUUCCUUAUUGGAGCAAGGGAAAGAGCCCUGGCUGGGAAAAGGAGACGUGAGCAGAGAUCUCCCUUCAGUGUCAGAGUCAAGUGUUGAGAUCCAAGAAGUUUCUCCAGAAGAUGUCAUUCAUGAUGACUCAUCCCAGUAUUUGAUGAUGGGAAGAAUGCUAAGCCAAGGUCCCAUGUAUUCCAGCAUUAAAGGAAGCUGGAAAUGCAAGGGUGGUCCCGACACACUUCAAGGAAAUCAGGGAUGUACUGGGAAAGUGGCAGACCCUCACCAAGAAACUCUGCCUCGACACGUGAGUAUCUGUGCGGUAGAAAGGCCCUAUGGAUGCCGCGAGUGUGGGAAGACAUUCAGUCGGCGGUUUUCCCUUGUGUUACAUCAGAGAACUCACACUGGAGAGAAACCGUAUGUGUGUAAGGAAUGUGGCAAAACCUUUAGCCAGAUUUCAAACCUGGUGAAACAUCAGAUGAUACAUACAGGGAAGAAACCCCACGAGUGUAAGGACUGCAAUAAAACCUUUAGUUACCUUUCCUUCCUCGUUGAGCACCAGAGAACACAUACUGGGGAGAAACCCUACAAAUGUACUGAGUGUGGAAAGGCCUUCAGUCGUGCUUCCAAUCUCACCCGACAUCAGAGGAUUCACAUAGGGAAGAAGCAGUAUGUUUGUAGGAAAUGUGGGAGGGCCUUCAGCAGUGGCUCUGAACUUAUUCGCCAUCAGGUGACACACACUGCAGAGAAGCCUUACGAGUGCACUGAGUGUGGGAAGGCGUUCCGGCGCUCCUCACACCUCACUCGACAUCACAGCAUCCACACGACCAAGACCCCCUACGAGUGCCCUGAGUGUCAGAAGGCGUUCCGUUGCCAUUCGUUCCUCACGAAACACCAGAGAGUCCACGCUGGAGAAAAGCUCUACGAAUGUGACGAAUGUGGUAAAGUCUUCACUUGGCAUGCGUCUCUCACGCAGCACACGAAGACCCACACUGGAGAGAAGCCCUACACCUGUGCUGAGUGCAACAAAGCCUUCAGCAGGAGCUUCUCCCUCAUUCUGCACCAGGUGACUCACACUGGAGAGAAGCCUUAUGUUUGCAAAGUGUGCAACAAAUCCUUCAGCUGGAGUUCAAACCUUGCUAAGCACCAGAGAACACACUCACUGGACAACCCCUAUGUUUAUGAAAAUUCAUUUAAUUACCACUCUUUUCUUGCUGAACACACUAUAAAGAAAACCUAAGAACAAAUUCAUCAGUAAACAGCAAAAGGUAAUGCCUCACUUUCCCUUCAGACAACUCUCAGAAAGAAGCCUUGUGUGAAUGUGAAGAUGUGAUCCACACCUUAUUCAAAAUCCUGCAGAAGAGUCCCAAAAUCUGUGGGAAAGCCAUUCUAGCUGCUCAUUCUCUAUCAGAAGGCAAAAUCACUAUUGAGGAAAUUGUUCUUAUAACACUGAGAAUACUCUUCAUUUGGUAGGAGUCUCUCACUCUACUUUUGUAAAUUCCUUCCUAUUAAGAUAUGAGGGAACUUUUAUUUGAGAUAUCAGUCCUUAUUCUUCAUCUGUUAGUUCAGCCAGGACAGAUGCAUGGUAAGAAAGAGCUUUAGAAAAGGAUACUUUGGACAUCAGAAAGUACAUAAAUGAAGUGAUGCAUAGAAACACAGUGCUUGGGAAUUCCUAUAUUUUCCAUUCAGUAUUUAUUAAAGUUUUAAAUACUCUUGAAGGAGAGAAGGCAGUAUCUGAAGCUCAGAUGAGGGAAUCAUGUUGAAAAACUACUCUAAUGAGCAGUCAUCUUGGGUGGAAUCAGUGUGGGGAAGGGUCUCAUUUUGGGGUGGGGGGAGAUGGGAUUUUUUAAAGAAGUGAAUUCAGAAGAGGAAGUUAUAAAUAAACCUUUUGGCUUUUACUAAACUAA